Fragaria vesca subsp. vesca is the source of this 810-nucleotide messenger RNA. RefSeq names its product F-box protein CPR30-like. The transcript has 2 exons. The coding region runs from base 1 to 810 and encodes 269 amino acids. NCBI's taxonomy places the organism in Eukaryota, Viridiplantae, Streptophyta, Magnoliopsida, Rosales, Rosaceae. The record is from RefSeq and is a predicted model, not a curated record.
AUGUUGACGGAAAAGGAGCAGCUUGAUCUGGACCUCCCUGAACAUGUUGUACUCAACAUCCUCUGCCGGUUGCAGGUCAAGUCCUUGAUCCGCUUCACCUGUGUCUCAAAACGGUGGCGUUCUCUUAUCGUUUCCGACAUCCAGUUUGCCAACUCCCAUUUCCAUCUAGCAUCUCACCUCCGUCAAAAUGUCCUUAUCGCCACCCACCCUGCUUCGUUACCAUCUCGAUUUCGGUUCCUUGAUUAUAACUUUUCGAUCAGAAAUCUCACCUGCCCAUUCGAGCCGAAUAGCCACAUUGUGGUGUGUCCCCGAGCUAACAGUUGGAAAGCUGUUAAAGCUCCUUACUUGUCGCCAUACCCCCUCUGGUCUAAACAAUGGGGGACACAUUCAAAUGGAGCAAUUCAUUGGGUCAGUCAACGCGAACCUGGGAUUUUCGAGCCACCUGUUUAUGCUUUUGAUCUGACAAGUGAGGAGUUUCGGGAAAUGCCAUUGCCUGUUCUUAGCCAUAAUGAAGAUAGCCUGAAAAUGAGGCGAAUGAGAACUCCGGUUCUUUCAGGAGGAUGUCUUUGUGUGCUCUUUCAGGAUGAUGAUGAGUGUAGUGAAUUUUGGGCGACGAAAGAGUAUGGGGUGCCUAAAUCUUGGGCUAAACUAUUUCGGUUUAAUGUACGAGAUUUACCAGAUGUGUUUUCUCCUUUAUUUAGCUGCUAUUUCUGGGAUCCUAUUUUCCUUGCAGAAAAAGGUACAGUUGUGAUCACACUGCCUAAGAAGAUGGAGUUGGUCAGAAUUAAGUGCUGUAAAGAUCUGUACUGA